Messenger RNA from Vitrella brassicaformis, 2401 nucleotides. Lineage: Eukaryota; Vitrellaceae. The record is from the annotation of a GenBank genome assembly.
AUAAAUCAUGGCAUUCACACGCAGAGAAGGGACUGCAGUCUGGUGUGUGUCAAGAAAGAGGGGCGUGUCAUGGCACAUAUAUACAUCGAUCUUCGCGCAGCAUGCAGCACUCAAGGUCCAUUCAUGCAGCACACGGCGGCCGAGAUCAAUGCACUCACAUUGGAAGCACUGAGGAGCCCCAUCCACGUAGCACAGCACAGCACACACCACAUCAUGUCCAUUACAUCACAUGACACCGAGACUGUCUCGGCGACUACGCACCACAGACUUGUGAAAAAGGACGGCCUCUGAUUUGAUCUGCGGCCAUAAAACAACAAGGCAGAUCUGUCUGCAUCAGGAGGGAGGGGAGGGAGAGGGCCAGCUGGUCAUGCCACUGGGAGCAGCGACUUGAGCUGCUCCUUCUGCUGUGCAGUCAGCGACCUGCACGACAAACACAAAAACAAGACACAAAUGGAUGGAUGGAUGGAUGCCGCCUGUCCUUUAAAGCUCUGCCGGGAAGAUACCCACACAGAUACCUACCUUGGGUAGCUGACGUCGAACUCGAUGAUCAGGUCACCCUUAGUGCCCGGCUGCUUCGAUAUCGGCAUCCCUACACGACCACAACAGCAGUCGAGGUAUGCGGGCCUGUGUUCGUGUUAAUGCCGUGCGCUGGCUGCGUUGGGUGUGUGCUGGUCUACCUUCGUUGGAGACGAUUUUUCUCGACUUGUGGCUGACAAUCUCGUCCACACGGACCUGCAGUGUCCUGCCAUCAAGCGUCUGGAUGGGGAGGGUGAAGCCCGUCAACGCCUGCACACACACACACACACACACAACACACACAUACACACACACACACAUAUACACAUACACACACACGUGCCGUCUGCUCUGUCUGCUUGUGCUGGUUGGCUGGCUGACCUUGACGAGGGGAAUGGUGGCCCUGAAUACGAGGUGGUUGCCGUUGCGGACGAACCUCUGGUGGUUCUUGGACUUAACGAUGAAGAUGACUUCGCCCGCCCGCUCCCCCGGCGCUGGCUCGUCGCCCUCACCCUCAUACUUUAUCUUGGUGCCGUCCUUCCAGCCCUGCAGGCAGACAUGGACACACACACAAUCCACCCUCCAUAUGUAUGUAUAUGCCCCCUGCAGAGUGAGUGUCAUCGGCCCAUUCUUUACCGGCUUGAUUUCCACCUCGAGCACUUUCGGUUCCUUGGUCGGCACGCCGUUAUUGUACCGUGUCCUCGUGAUCUUGAGCUUCUUCGUCGUGCCGCUGCAAACACAGACAGACAGACAGACAGACGGACGGACACAUUGCACACGAUGCCAGGCGACCCAGAAACAACCGAAGGAGUGUGGGUUGGGCAGUCGGGCUUACGAGUAAAGGUCUUCUAGGCUGAGGUUGAGGUCCAUUUCGUAGGGCCUUGGCCUCGGGUGGCCCAUGCCGGCCAUACCGCCCCCCAUGCCGCCCAUACCGCCCAUGCCGCCAGGAAAGCCCCCCAUGCCCCCCAUAUUUCCCGGGAAGCCACCUCCCAUCAUCCCCGGACCGAUACGAAAGACGCCUGCCGGUGGGUCGGUGGCAGCACACACAGGCAGACAGGCAGAUGCACAUCAGAUGGGAGGGAGGCGGUCUGUCUGUCUGGGCUGAUCUGAUUGACUACUGACUGACCUGGUCCGCCGAAGCCGGGCGGCAUGUCGUCAUCAAAUGCACUCUGAAACCCCGCGAACUCACGGUCGCCGCUGAAGAACCGCCCGAAGAGAUCAUUCGGAUCAAUGCCGGUAUCUGAUCAGAGAGAUGCAACCAACGGACGUCACAAGCCAGGCAGGUGCCAGACAGACACAGUCUCAUUCCUCGUCCACGCGGCACCGCCUAGCUAUCUCUCUGUCUGUCGAUGCUUACAGACGAAUCUGGUGCCUCCCGCUCCCGGUGGUGCAGGUCCGCCGCCUUUGAGUCCCUCCUCGCCGAGCUGGUCAUAUAUCUGGCGCUUCUCCUUGUCGCUCAAGACGUCAUAGGCCUCGGCGAUGUCCUUAAACAUCUCCUCCGCCUGCAUGCACCAGUGAAUGAAUGCCGACGCAUAAAUACAGGCACACAUCCACAGACAGACAGACAGACAGACAGAUGGGUAGGUGGCGAGUGUAGUGUUACCUUCUUCUUUGCUGCAGCGUCGGUGUGUUUGUCCGGGUGCCAUUUCAUGGCCAGCUUGCGAUAGGCCUUCUUGAGGUCCGUUUCCGUCGCAUCCUUGUUCACACCCAAUAUCUUGUAGUAGUCCUGUCAGUCACCGACACACAGGGAGGGAGGGCACACACACACACAUCCGCUGUAUGCAGACCAGACCGCUGCUGUGGAAUGCUAUGCUCCUCACCUUCCCCAUGGUGACGACUACGCCAGAUGAGUCACUGCUUCACUGCCACGAUGGAUGAUCACAGC